ACACUACAAAACUUUUCCACUGUCCAGCAUUGUUCAUGACAACGCAAGAUGCCGCCAGAAACUGACGGCCCCGGCCCAGAGGCCAAGGCUCAGCCAGAUGCAUCAUCCACCAAUAAACGCCUUUCCCAAACGCCGUCUGCGCCGGCAAACAAUCUAUACACCAUUGAGCCCGUGCCCGGCAAAGGUCUCGGCGUAGUCGCAGCGCAGCGCAUCCCGCGCGGGACACGCAUCAUGGAAGACACGCCGCUCUUUAUAGUGCCUGUCGCUGUGACCAAUUUAGCAGUUAUGAAGCAGAUCAUCGCAGCGGGCCUCAAGAACGCGACCAAGGACCAGCAGCGCGAGUUCCUCGCACUGCCCAACGCGCACCCGCAGAACGGGCCGUUGGUCGGUACCGCCAGCACCAACAUGCACCCCAUGGGCGGCGCGUCAGCUAGCGAGGCGGGCAUGUUUUUGCUCGCGUGCCGCAUGAAUCACUCGUGCGACCACAAUGCGCAGAACACGUGGAAUACGCGACGGAAGCGCAUGACGGUGCAUGCGUGCCGGGAUAUUGAGAAGGGGGAGGAGGUCAACCUGCGGUACCUAUCCGGUGUGCUGGGGUACGAGGAGAGGCAGCAGACUCUGAAGUCCUUCUUUGGGUUCAAGUGCAAGUGCGAACGGUGCUCCGAGUCCGAGGAGAUGCGGGCCGAGAGCGAUCGGCGACGCGAGGAGAUCAAUCGGCUGGAUGAGCGGGUUAAUGAUGGGAGGCGCAUUGUACAGGAACCUGUCGAGGCACUGCAUGAUGUGUACAAGAAGCUGGAAAUUAUGAAGGAGGAGAGGAUCUCGGAUGGGUUUGUCGCGCGGACGUACCACGACGGUUUCCAGAUCGCCGUAGCUAAUGGCGAUUUGGCACGCGCGAAGGUGUUUGCUCAGCGCUACUAUAACGAGACGAUUACCUGCUUUGGGAAGGAUAACCCGGAGGCGGAUACUUCCAUGGCUCUGGUUAAGAACCCGGAGAAGCAUGGGCUCUACAACAAGAAUGGAAAGUGGAAGCAGGGCGUGGACAAGAUACCCAAAGACUGGAGCGAGGAAAAGUUCGAGGAGUGGCUGUGGAAAUUACCUAAGGGAGGACUCAAGGCAUGAACUAUAACGACUCACAGAGCAUGGGGAACGGCAAGGGAUGGAUCGGGUUAGUGUUAUCUUUGGCCACCUGGAUGCCUUGGACAAAGCAGUGUUUUCUAUUACAUGAAGCUAACAUCAGCAAGGUUGCUUUAGCCCAGGGCAGUGACAUCUGGUGGUCCAAAGUGACCGUCGGUUAGACCAGGAAGGGCUAUCUCCAGACGAAGUGAAGCACCGCCAUAUGCAGAAGUACACACUUGUUCCUACUCGACGAAACAUAUCUAAAUUUACUGGAUUCACCUUCU
Pseudomassariella vexata is the source of this 1400-nucleotide messenger RNA. RefSeq lists its product as uncharacterized. Lineage: Eukaryota; Fungi; Ascomycota; Sordariomycetes; Amphisphaeriales; Pseudomassariaceae. The record is from RefSeq and is a predicted model, not a curated record. The coding region runs from base 49 to 1119 and encodes 356 amino acids. The transcript has a single exon. Gene Ontology annotation, molecular function: protein binding.